Saccoglossus kowalevskii is the source of this 1057-nucleotide messenger RNA. RefSeq names its product mediator of RNA polymerase II transcription subunit 31-like. The record is from RefSeq and is a predicted model, not a curated record. Lineage: Eukaryota; Metazoa; Hemichordata; Enteropneusta; Harrimaniidae. Gene Ontology annotation, biological process: regulation of DNA-templated transcription. Gene Ontology annotation, molecular function: transcription coregulator activity. Gene Ontology annotation, cellular component: mediator complex.
UUUAAAAUGGCGGCCUCUGAAGAAGCAGAGACUGAAGACCAACAGAAAGUGCGAUUUCAAGUUGAACUCGAAUUCGUGCAGUGUUUAGCCAACCCACACUAUCUUAACUUUCUUGCACAGAGGGGUUAUUUCAAAGAUCCUAAUUUUAUAAACUACCUCAAAUAUUUAUUAUAUUGGAAAGAGUCUCAGUAUGCCAAGUUUUUGAAAUUCCCACAGUCUCUGCAUUUCUUAGAGCUGUUACAAUACGAACAUUUUCGCAAAGAACUUGUCAGUGCACAAUGUGCUAAAUUUAUUGAUGACCAACAGCUGUUGCAUUGGCAGUACUACGCCAGGAAAAGAAUGAAACUACAACAAGCACAUUUGGAACAGCAGCAGCAGCAACAUCAACAACUGCAGCAGCAGCUGCAGCAACAACAUCAGCCACCAAUGCCACAUCACGUACAAGCAGCAAUGCCAGCACACAGCUUACAUCAACAAAUACAUCCAAACCUUCAUCCACAGCCAAAAUAGAUGAUUCUGUGUGCUAAGUGUCUUAAACUUUCAAAUGAUGAAGAAACAGGAUACUAUCUGCUGUGUCUCACACUGUAAAUGACAACGUAUCGUCAAUUUAACAAAACUCUACAUUGAAGUUUAUGAGGAUUAAACUGUUCAGUUGGCUAAAACUUGUAUUGGAAAUAUUUGCAAGUUGUAGUUAGCCUGUGAUGUAAAUCCAGAAAACCCUCAUUGACAGUUUUCCUCACUCUGAAUGGUUGUAUCCCAAAUAUUAAUUUAAACUAUAGACUACAUGUGUUGAUAUAUGUUGACUCUUAUUUUAUUCACGUGGUAUUUUUACAAAACAAAUAGUAUUAAAAUAAUAAAGGGGCCCAUCGCAUCCAGAUAUAUUAUGGUAAAAACAACUAUCACUGGUAUUUAUGGAACUUAAUUCUGAAAGUGAAAGUUGUAGUUUGUGACUGUAUUUUACAAUGGGACAAGAUGAAUCCAGUAACUUUGGUCUAAUACAGAGUUAAGACUAAUCCUAAUCAUAUACUGGUUGGAAAUAAAGAUUUAAUUCACUUCA